Perkinsus marinus ATCC 50983 is the source of this 3234-nucleotide messenger RNA. RefSeq lists its product as hypothetical. The transcript is spliced from 7 exons. Bases 38 to 2953 code for a protein of 971 amino acids. Lineage: Eukaryota; Perkinsozoa; Perkinsida; Perkinsidae. The record is from RefSeq and is a predicted model, not a curated record.
AUACGACGGUGGAAUACUAUUGUUGUUAAUAUUGAAUAUGUCUAAAUCUGCUGCUGUUGUUGUUCCUCAACUUCCUUCUACUACCACUCCUCCUCCAACUACUCCUGAUGUCGUCGACAAUUCGACAACAGAGGCUCCGCACUCCCAUAGAGUAGUUCCUAAGGUAUCUGGUGGUCCUAUAUUACCCAUAUUUGGUCGUAUUAUAAUACUAGCUAUUGUGUUGUUUUCUAGCACUUUCAUAGCUGCUACAUGGCGUACACAUGGUAUACAUUGGUUAUAUGAUAGUAGUAUGGAUGGUAGUGUUGGUGGUGUAAUACCUUUGUAUAGUUGUCCACCAUUAGAGGAUACAUUUAAUGUUAUUGGUAUUGAUGCUAUGAGUAAUACACCUACAUGUCGUGUAGAUAUAGCAUAUAAUUAUGAAUCUGCAUGGAAUCUACAGAAGGCUGGUCUUACUGUACCUUAUGGUACUAAACCACAAUAUGCAUUGGAAAGGUGUAUAUUACCACAUGAGGAUAAGGACUAUAUACAUUGUUAUACAGCUUCACCAUGUAGUUAUAGUUGUCGUACAUCUGAUACUAAUGAGGUAUGUCCUGAUCCUUCUACUAUUAAUAAGGAUGAGACUGUUAUGAUGCAGAAUGAACAAUGUGAUAUAUGGCUAGCAGGUGGUGUAUGGUCAGAUAGACUCGAUUGUUAUAAACUACAGUUGAAUCAAUAUUGUGGUUAUACGUAUGAUUAUACUCCUGGGGAUAUUAUUGCUAUUAGAGGGCUUAUCUUUGCUGAUGCUUUUAUAGUUCUAUUCUGGUUAUGUGCUGAAUUCGUAUUACGUAAAGUGGAUAAAGGUCUUAAAAGGGAACAAGCUGAAGGGUCAGCAAGAAUGGAGAUAGAGUUACCAUCAAAAAGGCAUCUAUUACGUCAACAGGUUAUGGCUAGAUGGUCUGCUGAGGCUGAGAGAAAUUAUUAUUCUCCUUUUUCAUUCAGUGGUGUGACUAGUACUACUAUUACUAGUAGUAGUAGUGAUGAUGAUGAUUCGUUGUAUAGUCAACAACAACAACAACAAGGAGAGUUGAUGAUGAACAUGGUAGAUGGUGGAUCGAUAUCGACCAAUAGUAGAGGAGGGAGUGGUAUGAUGAUGAAUAAAAAGAAGAAGAAAAAUAAGAGUCGAUAUUAUUCUCGUGAUCCUGGUAAGAGAUUCCAAAGUUCUACAUGGUUGAAGAAUGUAUCCCGAUACAAGGAACUGAGCUCAACGAAGAAGCACAGGUUCAAUUCCCGGGCCUGGACACGUACAAUAACACUUGAUGCAUUCUUCUAUAUCCUUAUCGUAUUCUCUCAAUGGUUUAUCAUAUUAUAUUCUCCUGGUCAGAAGACAGUACAUGAUACCUAUACAGAUGCAUUAGUAGCAGUAGUAGAGAUAUGGAAUGCUGCAUCAUUCCUCGAAUGGUUAAUAUUUAUCGAUGUUUUAUUGGAUUUCUGUCUAUUCUUAUGUGCUGUAUUUGUCGUUAAAUGGCCUACUAAACCAGUGUAUGCUGAGCAUGUUAAGGACUCAUUACAUCAUCUAACGGUACAUUGUCAUGAUAAUAGGGAAGAUGAUGCAUUAUUAUCACCAACCUCUUCCUCCUCUUCAGCAGUUAUUGAUGAUGAUGAUAUGUCAUCAUUAUCGAGUGUUGAUACUGGUUCGGUUAAGUUUAUAAUGGAUCAGACUAUGACUCAUGAUGUAUGCCUAAUGAUAGCAUGUCAUCAAUCCGUUAUGACAGAGGAGCGGUAUGAGACAUUUACUGCUACACUACGAUCGGCAUUACAAGUAUUCCCUCCUAGUCAUAUAUUUGUAUGUGAUAAUGGUAGGAGUUAUGCACCCUUUGAUGAUACUCAAUGGGCUGCACAACAGGUACAUCCUGAUAUUAAUUAUUUAUAUGUACCUGAGGGUAAUAAGACAUUUGCCUUUUAUUGGUGUAAUAAAUAUUGGAUACCAUUCCUUACUCGACAAGGUCGUGUAAGAGAGUUUCGGUAUGCUGUUAUUAUUGAUGAUGAUGUACCUCUACCACCAGAUCUACAUAUACCACAUCAACUAUUGGAUCAGAAUCCUCAUAUUAAGGCUGUGCAUUUCCCUAUUACUGCUACUACACCUGAUGGUUGUCCUACUAAUCAGCUUGUAGAAUGCCAAGAUAUUGAGUACAAGCUGGCUGGUCUCCAUAAACUAUUCCAAUCUACACUCAGCAGCUCAUUAAGUUGUCAUGGUGCAGUAGCCUUAUGGGAUAGGGAAACACUUGAUGAGAUAUUCUAUGAGCAUGAUACUGUAUUCAAUGGUGAGGAUAUGUAUAUGGGUCUAUCAUUAUUGAGGCGUCGAGAUAGUAGUCGUAUUUACUCUUGUGCUGCUGAUGUUGUACCAACCUAUGCACCUGAUAAUUGGGGUAUGCUAUUUAGACAACGGGUUAAGUCUUGGGAUGUGACAUCUCAUAAGAAGAGUUUUACCUAUAUAUGGGAGAUUAUUAAUCCUAGAGGUUGGUGUCAUGGGCCUAGCUGGGUAUUAAAGCCAUACUUCAUACAAGAGUUAUUAACUAUCAUCCUAGAUUGGUUGAGAGUAUUCUUAUUAGCUGGUCUAUUAGUACGUGAUUGGGUAUCAUUAAUAUUGAUGUCAGGAGUAUUCACAUUAUUACUUUACAUAAUGGUACUCUUAUUUGAAUAUAUAGUAUUAAGGGAUAGGAAGGAUCUACGCUCAUCAGCAUUGACUAUAUUCUUAUUCCCUUGGUAUAGGUUAUCAGCUUUAUUCUUUAGAAUGGGUGCUUUAUGCCAUAAUAUAUUCUCAUAUUCCAAGGAUAGGAAGGGUAUUAAGAUAGCAAUACGUGAAGAUGAGAUUAGAGAUAUACCACCAUGCCCACCAUCACCAGAUGUUGAUUGGUUUACGGUAUGGACUAAUGAUAAUAAUAAUAACAACAGCAGCAGCAGCAGCCAGCAAUGAUAAGUAACUGAGUACCAGCCUAGGUUCCGGCAUACUCUCAUCCUUAUGAUGAUUAUUAUUACGAUAAUCAUCAUCAUGUUCAUCAUUACUAUUGUUGUUAUUGUUGUUUUUCUCCUCUUUGUAUGAUAGUAUACACUUUGUACACUGUUUAACCAUCUUCAAAGUAAGUUAGUUAUCCUUCAUAAUUAUUCAUGUUCCUACUACUACUACCACUUGCUACUACUAUCAUCAUCAUCAUCCCUUAAAAUGAGCAGCAAUACCAUCAAUACUCGUGUUUCUAC